Protopterus annectens (West African lungfish) is the source of this 3520-nucleotide messenger RNA. RefSeq names its product synaptotagmin like 3 (gene SYTL3). Lineage: Eukaryota; Metazoa; Chordata; Ceratodontiformes; Protopteridae. Gene Ontology annotation, cellular component: plasma membrane; exocytic vesicle. Gene Ontology annotation, biological process: intracellular protein transport; exocytosis. The transcript has 22 exons. The record is from RefSeq and is a predicted model, not a curated record. Gene Ontology annotation, molecular function: small GTPase binding; neurexin family protein binding. The coding region runs from base 1232 to 3109 and encodes 625 amino acids.
AAGGUGGUAAAAGCAGCAAUUGUGCUUGUAGUUAGUCUGUGAGAAGGAGACGAGAGAAUAUUGUAUUUGCUAGUUCUAAAGGGGUUUUAUGAAGGUGACCCCACACACAUGCUGUGAAUAGACUGAUUUUCCAGAAUGCCCUUGAUUCUGAUUUCCGCAAUCGUUUUGAUUUUUCUGAAUGUCAACUUGGACAACAUUCCUUUAUGACUGGGAGAAAGUGCACAUACUUUGAGAAGCAUAAGAAGGUUGAGGACAACAUCUAUGAGCUGAUUGUGCAGGUCCUAAGUGGCUCACCCCUUUGAGAAAAAGAUUUUCUCGGUCUGAGGAGAAUAGAGUUUGAUGUCUGUCUUCUGCCUUCAAGACAAAUAAUCCUAGUGAACCUAACCGAAGCAAGCAUCUCUGUCUUUUUUUCUUUUGAUUUGUUAUCUACUAUUACUUAUUUUCCAGAGAUUUGGACCAGGUCUAUUUAAGAAUACCCGCAAUUUACUGUGUUGACUCUUUUAGCAGAAAUUAUUUAUCAGACUUCACUUCAGAUGUGCCAUUAAUGUCGAAGUGACCCAUUUAUCUGCAGCUGUCAACUAAAGAUACUCUGAUUUCCUGCUGCUGAGAUUUCAAGAUAAAGCAGUUGUACUUUGUGUGGAUCUAUGCUGUAUGUUAUUAGCUAUAAACGAAGGCCACAGUUGAUAUGACACUGUCAUUGGACUGCGUAUCCUCUGCAUGAAUCAUCAACAUGACUUACUAAGAUGUACUUUGGGCUUAAGGUGACCAAUAGGAAAGUGUUUCAGCUGCAUUUUACGUUCACACAAUUUAAAUUUCUAACACCUGAGAUAAAGGUAGAUUGUUUUUCUCUGUUUAUCUGGAUCUGUGAUGCUUCCACAACUCCUUGUGUAUGGAAAAGAAAUGCCUGGAAUUAGUGCGAAAGCUGCUCUGCCGACUGUAGCCACCCCAUUCUAAGAAGACAUUCUAAGAAGGCACGGAAUUCUGUAUACUGCCACUUACAACACUUUUUCUGUGACCAAAAUUCCUGUUGGAUUUUUUUAAUUAACAGUAAUCAGUCCCUUUCAUCCAGCUGUGUGGACCACAAAAAUAUAUCCAGGAGACCUAAUGACAGUAUAGGAGUUAGAUAUACAAACAAAGCACACUUGUGUAAAACAAAGAAAUAUGGAGCACUGCUGUCAGCAUUCUUAAUUCCAGUUUUAUGUUUGUAACCAUGUAGAAAUAACAAGAAACAAUGAUUCAGGAAGUGAAUCUGAAUAAUUUUACUGGGCUUGAACGGGAAAGCAUUUUGAAGGUCUUGUAUCGAGAUCAGGAGCUACGUGAAACUGAAGCAAAACGGAUAAGGAGACUUAAGUCAGAAUUGCAGCAACUUCGAAAGAAGGGGGUAGUAGAUCUUUCAGCAGAAUAUAAAGAGAAGUCAUGUGCUCGAUGUCAGAAGGCACUGGGACUGUUGAUCAACAGUGGUGCAGUGUGCAAAGGAUGCAGCCAUCGUGUGUGUGCACAGUGUCGGGUCAUCGUACACCCAAGACUGUGGAAGUGCACCGUCUGUCAUGCUCAUGGGGAAGUAAAAGUCAAAUCUGGUGAAUGGUUCCUUUUGGAACGAGCAAAGAAGUUUCCAGAUGAAGAAGGUGACUUUGAAUCAGUUGGUACAAUGCUUCUGCUAUCCUACCAGAAAAUGAGUAAGAUUUCUAUUGUACCUCCCACUCCACCGCCUUUCAUCGACGACAUGUCUGUGGGCACUUCAAAGGGAAUUCGUGAACUUCAGGGAUUUACCAGAUCAGUGGAGAACUUGUUUCUUUCUUUCACAUCUAACAUGAAAAAAAUCUCAAAAUCACAGAAUGAUGUGAUGGCCAGUGUCUCAAAGAAACACCUGACUACUGAUUAUGGGCAGGAUGUGUUGGAGCCAAGAAAGGAACGAAGAAGCCAGUCAGACACAGCCAUUAACUUCCCCGUGAAGUUUAUUAAGGCACCAAGUCUUCCAGAUAUUGCAAGGGCAGAAAAGAGAAGAGCAUUAGAAGAUGGUGAUGCUGCCACACACAGUGAUGAAGACAACGUCAGAAGCAAAACACUGUACUCCAAACAUCGGAAACCUAGCAGUGCUUACAGUCUAAGCAGUACUUGUACAGAGGCCAGUUACUGUGAAGAUACGUCGAUCACUGGAGAAGUCGAGCUGGCUGUGGCAUAUAAUUUCAAGUCCUGCACCUUGGACAUCAAUAUCAGAGCGUGCAAGAACAUAGGAAACACAGAUGAAAAGAAGAAGAAGUAUAAUCUAUAUGUCAAGACUUAUUUGCUUCCAGAUAGAUCUCCUCAUGGCAAAUUGAAAACUACAGUCAAGAAGAACUCAGUGGAUCCAGUUUUCAAUGAAACAUUAAAGUACAGUAUUGACCGCUCACAACUGGAAACUCGAAUUCUGCAAGUGUCAGUAUGGCAUUCAGGAGCACUUACAAGAAAACUGUUUUUGGGAGAGGUCCUUAUCCCUUUCGAGACUUGGUGCUUCGAAGAGAAUUCCACACAGACAUUCAAGUGGUACAAGCUGAAAGCAAAGCCUGAUGAAAAUGGAGACUGCCUAGCACAGUACAGUGGAGAACUUCAAGUCAAAGCAAAGUUUGUUUUGUAUACCCAGGAACAAAAACCUCAAUCAGGAAAUGAAGGAUCAUCAGGCAGGCGAAAGAGCCUUGUUGAAAGUGGUCAGCUGAUUGUGAUUGUUGUUGGUGCAAAGAAUUUAUCGUCCGUGAGAUCUGACGGCACUACAACCACAUUUGUAAAAGGUUGCCUUACUCUUCCAAACAACAGAGAGCUGAAGCAAAGAAGUCCUACAGUAAAGAAGCAGACGGAUCCCCAGUGGAAACAUCAGUUUGUGUUUGACAACAUUCCCAGGCCAGAGCUGCAGCGUUCCUGUCUUGAACUGACAGUGUGGGAUCAGGGAUCGUUGGGCCUAACAGACCGCUUCUUGGGUGGGGUCCGACUGUGCACAAGUAAAAUGCCACUGGAUGUCAGCAGUACAGAAACAUCUUAUUCAACUUUUGUCUGGAAUCAGUUACUGGACCAGACUAAUACAUGGAUAGACUUCAGUGUUAUACUUCUUCCAAAUAUGGAUCCUUCAAAUGUCUAAGUUUAGGACUGCUUCAGUCCCACAUAGGUAGAAUGUUCUCAUUGUGUGCGAAAUACAUGAAGAAAGCUGUGAGCAUCACAGAGAAUGCUUGUUCCCCACAUGUCCCGUACAUCAGUCCUUCAUGUCAUGGGGAGUCCCUUGGCAGAAGAGUUGCAGGGAGAAUCAUGAAAAAGCACUGGUUCGCUUAUGAGAAGGCCUUUUCCAUCUAAAAGCAGUGAAGCUUUCUCCAUUAACUAACUGUAUUUCCUGAGGAAUAUUCAGCACUUAAACCAAUGGUGCAUUUAAUAUCAUUACUUUGUUUCUCACACUGAAUCUCUUGUGGCACAACUUCCAGGCAAUAGCUAUAAUUCUGAAUUCCAUUAUGUAACAAUUUCACUGAUUAAAGGCCACUGUAUGGUCAUUAUAUCCAUA